CGGCGCUGCGCCCCUUCUCGCCGGUCGGCCGCCGGGCCCCGAGCCGGCCCGCAGCGGGCUCGGCGAGGGCUCCCAGUGCGCGGCCCCCGGCGCGAAGGGCAAGAUGCAGUGCCUCGGAGCGGAGCACCUGGAUUCCGCAGAAAGAAUCCCCACGCAAAGACAGUGGCGACCUCAGAUUUAUAGGAAAUGCACAGAUACGGCAUGGUUGUUCCUGUUCUUUCUCUUCUGGACUGGUUUGGCGUUUAUCAUGGGCUACUCAGUGGCGGCUGGAGCCACAGGAAGACUCCUCUUCGGCUAUGACAGCUUUGGGAACGUGUGUGGCAAGAAGAACUCCCCCGUAGAAGGGGCUCCUCUUUCAGGGCAGGAUAUGACUCAAAAAAAACACGUGUUUUUUAUGAAUUCCUGCAACCUGGAAGUCAAGGAUGUGAGGCUCAGUUCCACCGUUCUCUGUGUAUCCAGUUGUCCUGAAGAGCAGCUUGAUACCCUGGAAGAGGUCCAGCUCUUUGCAAACACCAGUGGAUCCUUCCUGUGUGUUUAUAAUUUGAAUUCCUUCAACUACACCCAGAUUCCAAAUGCAGACUUGCUGUGCCCCAGGCUACCAGUUCCCCCAAGCAAGUCUUUUCCCUUGUUUAAUCGAUGCAUCCCUCAAACUCCUGAGUGUUAUUCUCUGUUUGCGUCUGUUCUGAUCAAUGAUGCGGACUCCCUCCAUCGAAUUCUAAGUGGAAUAAUGUCAGGAAGAGACACAGUCCUCGGCCUCUGUAUCCUCGCCUUUGCCUUAUCUUUGGCCAUGAUGUUCACCUUCCGCUUCAUCACCACCCUUCUGGUUCACAUUUUCAUUGCACUGAUUGUUUUGGGAUUGUUGUUUGUCUGCGGUGUCUUAUGGUGGCUGUACUAUGACUAUACCGAUGACCUCAGCAUAGAACUGGACACAGAAAGGGAAAAUAUGAAGUGUCUGCUGGGAUUUGCUAUUGUGUCUACAGUAAUCACGGCAGUUCUGCUCAUCUUGAUUUAUGUCCUCAGAAAGAGGAUCAAAUUGACAGUUGAACUUCUCCGAGUCACGAAUAAAGCCAUCAGCAGCUCUCCCUUCCUGCUGUUGCAGCCACUGUGGACGUUUGCCAUCCUCAUUUUCUUCUGGGUCCUCUGGGUGGCUGUGCUCCUGAGCCUGGGGACUGCAGGAGCUGCACAGGUCAUUGAAGGUGGCCAAGUGGAAUAUAAGCCUCUUUCUGGCAUUCGGUAUAUGUGGUGGUACCAUUUAAUUGGCCUCAUCUGGACUAGUGAAUUCAUCCUUGCAUCACAAAUGACUGUAGCUGGAACAGUGGUGACGUGUUAUUUUAACAGAAAUAAAAGUGACCCUCCUGAUCGCCCGAUCCUUUCAUCUCUCUCCAUUCUUUUCUGCUACCAUCAGGGAACAGUUGUCAAAGGGUCAUUUUUAAUCACUGUGGUGAGGAUUCCAAGAGCUGUUCUCAUGUACGUGUAUAACACUCUGAAAGAGAAGCAGGACGGUGCCUUGUCAAGGUGCGUGUCCCAGUGCUGCUGCUGCUGCUUCUGGUGUCUCGACAAGGGCUUGCGCCACCUCAACCAGAAUGCAUACACUACAACUGCCAUUAAUGGGACAGAUUUUUGUACAUCAGCAAAAGAUGCUCUCAAACUCUUAUCCAAGAAUUCAAGUCAUUUUACAUCUGUUAACUGCUUUGGAGACUUCAUAAUUUUUCUAGGAAAGGUGUUAGUGGUGUGUUUCACAGUUUUUGGAGGACUGAUGGCAUUUAACUACCACCGUGUGCUUCAGGUGUGGGCAAUCCCACUGCUCUUGGUUGCUUUUUUUGCCUACUUAGUAGCCCACAGUUUUUUAUCUGUGUUUGAAACUGUGCUGGAUGCACUUUUCCUGUGUUUUGCUGUUGAUCUGGAAACAAAUGAUGGAUCCUCAGAAAAGCCCUACUUUAUGGACCAAGAGUUUUUGGAUUUUGUAAAAAGGAUCAAUAAAUUAAACACAAGGGCACAGAGAAACAAGAACUCAUUAACAAGCGAAGAGGGAACAGAACUCCGGCCAUUGUGAGAUAAGUGCCCAUCAGGUAUUUGUACCUGAAAAAGUUUCCUUCUCCUAAGAGCUGUGCGCACAAUAAACGAUAAGGCCCAAUGUGGCCCCAGUUCUUUGCCACUGUUUUUGUCCCCACGUUACAAUACUAGAACCACAGAAAAAGUAUGCAACCUUUUUUGUACCAAAUGAGACUGAAAAAUCUUUUAAGACCUUGUUUAUGAGGUCAAUUAAAAAAAAAAGCACAUUAUGUAAAUACUCAUUUCAGCGCAUCCUGAAAAGGACUUCCUCACUCACAAUCAAUAAACCUUAGCAGAAAUCUCUGGAAUAUUGCCCUACUACAGAGAACUUUUUCCUAAUCCUCCACUCCUGGAAAUGAGCUAUGUACAUUACAGCUUUUCGAAGUACAAUUCUUCAAUUUAGGGACAAUUAAAACCAAAAGUGUAACUGGAACUACCACCUGAUGGGCAUGGCAUAGAAUAGGCACAAGUUUAACCAGAUGUGAAGUUAAAUUUUGUUCAAAGUACAAGGCCACCUUGUAGAAAUGAGCAAACGUUCUGCAUAAGUGGUUUCCAAGCCCGGCCCACCUGAGGACUGCCUAGAGGAAGAUUUCAAGUUCUGCCUGGACCCCGUUCUCAGGUUUAGAUUCAGUGGUGGGUAGAGAAAUGGGGGGAGGGGUGUCCUUGGGCUGUUUUUCCUUUUUAAAGCUUUAAACAAAUAGGAACAUCUAACAUGUUAAUGGGCAGCCUUGUUUCAACUAGAUGAACAGGUAAACAGAAUUACCCACUCUCCUAACAGGACAGCCAGUCUGGCUUAUUUGGCAGGGCAAACAGUGAAUAUGUUUCUCUAAACCCUUCUUCACGGAGGGCAGAAAACUGCCGUGGCGGCUCAGGUCUCCUAUAACAGAUGCAGAUUAUGACUUUUCUCUUUAACAGCACCAUCGAAUUAGUUGAACUCGUCUCCUUUUAAGAAAAGGAUUUACAGAGCAGUUUCUCUGAGGUGUAAAACUUAGUCAUUGUUGUGUGAUGGGCAAGUCAACUGGGCUGCUUUUGUGGGUACAGACACCCCUAUGUCCUCAUUAUCUGCCUCAGCGAAAAA
Messenger RNA from Capra hircus (goat), 3130 nucleotides. RefSeq names its product solute carrier family 44 member 3 (gene SLC44A3). The record is from RefSeq and is a predicted model, not a curated record. Gene Ontology annotation, biological process: transmembrane transport. Gene Ontology annotation, molecular function: transmembrane transporter activity. NCBI's taxonomy places the organism in Eukaryota, Metazoa, Chordata, Mammalia, Artiodactyla, Bovidae. Gene Ontology annotation, cellular component: membrane.